Molecule: messenger RNA, 7122 nt
Organism: Heteronotia binoei (common prickly gecko)
Lineage: Eukaryota; Metazoa; Chordata; Lepidosauria; Squamata; Gekkonidae
Product: interferon-induced very large GTPase 1-like
Exons: 4
Coding region: 265-7122 (2285 amino acids)
Molecular function (GO): GTP binding
Source: RefSeq, a predicted model, not a curated record
ACCAGUAAACUGCUAAGGUGUCCUGCUUGGAGGCUGCCUGCAGGUUGUCCAGAAGAAACAGGAUUCCUGUUAAAAUAAUAGUCACGUUUAUAACCACAUCUGUAAUUAAGAUCAGGAAACACCUGAAAGGAAAGAAUGAGAGAACUGGGUUAAACAACACAAUUUGACAUCACCUGCUGACAUCUGAGCGUAGAUACAGGAAGACUAUUUGUGUACCAUACAGAGUAUACCUGAGAGAAGCAAACACCACAACAGUUGCUGACGAUGGCCAGCAAGGAGCCAGUGAACCCACCCCAGAAGCUUCCAGAAUCAUCCCCUAAAGACAGUUCAAAAUCAAAAGACUCCAAAGAAUUACUUGAAGCAGCCCUGAAGGACAUAGAAGAACAGUUACAGAAAGAAAAAAUCCAACAUGAAGAAGCUAUGAAGGAAUGGCAAACUACUGUGAUCAUUUCUCCUGAGAGCUUAAAAGAGUCCAAAGAGACUUUGAGAGAAGUGACAGAGAAGAAGCUCCCACAAGAGGCACAUUCAGAAAAGCCAGUGACCAGAAGUGAAAAUCUCUCUGACCGUGAAAUUUUAACAUGGGCAUCAGGAGGUUUAGCUCUGCAGGGCAUUUACCAAACCUCAGACAUCACAGACCUGCUGGGUAAGCGAGAACAGGUCAUUCAGAUUCCGAAAGGAUUCAAGUUCUGUGGUCCGAGUCAAGGGUCUCUUCUUGAUAAAACUGAAUUUUCAUCUUCAAAAGAAGAAUCUAUGUUUAGGAAGACUGCAGAGCAUUUAGGUCUCAGUUUUAGCCUUGCCUGUAAGCCUGAGUUAAAGGGAAUCAGUGCAAAGACCUCUUCUAGUUAUAGGAGAGCUUCAGAAUCUGCUGAAACCUCCAGGUCUUCUUGUGAACAUUCUUAUAUUUGCACAGCCCAAUACAACUACAUCCCACUUGCCUUGUGCCAGUUUUCAAGGGACCAGCUCAAGCUUUCCAGUUCAGCUUUGAAAGAGUUAAGAAAGAUUGAAUGUCUUUCAAGUCAUGUUUCUGAUGAUGAUAAGACUAACAUUUUGAAGAGCGGAUGUGAGAGCUUUUUCAAGAGAUUUGGUUCUCAUGUUAACUGUCACAUUCACUUUGGUGGGAUAUUUUGGUGGAGAGCAUCUUCAGAGGGUUUUAAGACACAUCAACUAGAAGAAAUGAAGAAACAAACCCAAAAUGCUCUCUCUGUCCACAUGACAGGUUGCUAUUCUGGUCAAAUUGGUGGCAUUGACUUUGGUGGAUCCAAAACAGAUGCAUCAUCUGAAGGGACUGAUAAAAAGUCAUCACACACAGAAAUUCAGCUCUUUGUACAUAAAACAGGUGGUCCCCCCGAAGUGGAUUCACUCAUACCAUGGAAAUCUGGUCUAUUGGCUAGUAAUAAAACCUGGAGCAUUAUUGAUCGGGGUGAUGAGUUCAUACCUGUAUGGGACAUUGUCUUGUCCAAUCACAAGGAAGAUUUUGAAGAUGUUAUUGACAUUUCUAACACUCUCAGGGAAUCCUAUGAAGCUCUAAGUGGCAUAAAGGUAAAUAGGAUGCAUGGGGAGGAACUCUUUGGUUUGGAGAAGGAGAUCACGGUAUUUUUGGAAGACCUCAAAGAAUGGAAGAUUACCACUGAUCCAGAUAAGUUAAUGGAAUUGGUUAAUUUAAAAAGGAAGCUAAAUAAUAAAACCAAGUCAGAUCAAAUGUGGAUGACUAUAUGCCUGUCAAAUCCAGCACUUCAGAAUUUCCUGGAACAAAUGGUUUUAUUAUUGAAAAAGAAUCCAGUAGCCUCAGACAUCAGCUAUAUGAAACUUCUUCUCCGCAGCCUUCUGGAUCCUCACAUUUAUGCAGUUCGGCAUUUUUCCAGUUCAUCAACCAUCAUGCAGUGGAUCUUUCAGGUUGAAAAUGAGCAGCCACAAGCUCCCUCCAUUACAGAAUUGGCUGACUUUAUUAGCAUCCUUCAGCAAAUGAAGACCAGCAUCAAGGAUACAGUGUUCAAGCCUGCAGUUUCUGCUGCUGCAGUAGAAGAGGGCAAAGUGAAAAUUUGCUCAGAUCUGAGCCUGGCUUUUAGCUCCUUACUGAAGGCCCUGAGAGAGAGUUCUCAAGAAAACCUAGCGUUGUUGCUGCUAUCAAUUGCACAGAGUGCAGGAUACAGUGUCGAAAAUAAUAUGUUCCAAUGCCACCUAGGCAUUCCAGAAAUUGACUUCAUGUUAAGAGAAAUGCAAGAAGCACAUGAGAAAUAUCUGGCUCUUUGUGAGAAGGAUACUUAUAGAGCUCAGGCUUACUUAAUCCUGACGGGUCUGAGAAUAUCCGUUGAUCAUAAAGAUGUGCCUCCAGAUGAGAAGAACAAACGCUUAGCUUUUAUGACUGACCACAUGAAAAACCUUUUGACAAAUGAAACUGCUUCUGUCCUCACAAAACAUAAUACCUGCAAUAACUGGAACUUGUUGGAAAGAGAUUUGGCUCACCUCAUUGGUGGGAAUUAUGAAGCUACAAAUGAUGAUCAACAAAAAGAGAACAUCUUAAGAGAAUUAACAAGAAUAUUCCUGGAAAGCAACCAGUCAGGGAAUUUAGAGUGCAAAGAUGUGAGUUCCAACCAGGACAAAACUUGGAGAAAAAACCUAAAUAAUGAGUUUUUAAAUUUGAUAAAGAGACUUCAGCUGGAACAGUAUUAUCCAAAUAAAAUGAAAAUGUCAGACUUCCAUCUCAUUCAGAAAACAUCUUUAUUUGACAACCACCCUAGUACUGACCAAGAACUGCCUUGUUAUUUCUUGGAAAAGAUAUUAAUGCUGGACUACCAGGCAAGAUAUGUGGCUUACAAAGAUGAAACUAGUCUUCAGCAAGGUGAAGCCAACAUAUCAGAUGCAAGUGAACACUUAGAUGAUUUAGAUUACAUUUUUGAGGAUGCUGGCGAGGGAUGUCAUGAAGUUAUUCUAAGCAUUCAGAAGCCCAUCCACCCAAUGGAUGUCCAGAUGGCCAUUUUCUACUGUGCAGAUGAUUUUAUGAGACAGUACAUUGCAAUGAAGCUCUCAUUCUGCCAGUUUGCCCUCCCCCUUUUGGUGCCCAUUCCUUGUACUUCACAAAUAGAGUUACCUCUUUGGUCUUUCUGCCAGGUCCAUAAGCAAUGGCAAGAGAAGGGAAGCAAAUGUGCAGAUAAAUUGAUUUAUCAGGUAGCUACACCAGUAGUGUCUUUCAUCAGGUUUAGCACAUCUUCAUCUUCUAAAUCCCAGAUUUUGAACAAUCUGUUGAGUAAACAUAAGCAUAAUAUCUUUUUCCAUCGUCAUUGUAAAGGGAGCGACAACAACUGUCUCUUGAUGAAAGGAGUAGUGGAAAUUGCUUGGUACUGUCCAGGGGGGAAGGAAAAUGACAUGUUUGGCACUUGCAUUGCAUUUACUAAUCUUCAUGGAGAUGCAAAAGAACAUAAACAGCAGGUUGAUUUUUUGCAGGAGAUAGCCUCUGUCACUGUGAUUCUCUUGUCAGAACGAGAUUUGAAUGGAGAUAGCCAAACUUUUUUGAAAGAACUCCUCAGGUCUCCCAAACCCUUCAUUUUCCUUUGUGCUGACAAAGAACAAAUUGGAACUAACAGGCAUGCAAAGCGAGUAAAAAUAGCUGUCAAAAAUCGUAAUGAGGCAGCGUUAGUUGAGGAACUGGCACAAGAAAUUAAGUCUGCACUAAACAUUUCAAAUGCUUGUCAUAGCCUUGAGACAUGUGCAGUUGUUGCUCGAAGGCAUGGCUUUUUUAUAGACGAGGACAAAGAGACAUGUAAAACAGGCAAAGCCAUGGCAGAAAAUAUAGUAAAUAUUCUGAAAGAUGAACAAAAGAGGAAAAAAAGCACUCUGCUGCCUCUGCAGGGAUCAUUAUGGCACAUGUGGUGUAAGAAAGACAGAGAACAAAACCAUUUGCAGUACCAUGAGAAUAUCGGGCUUGAGCAGCAAAUAAGCCAAAUAAAUUAUGUAAAGCAAAGCAUAAAGCAAGAUCAGUUAAAUCAGGCUUUUCCCUUGAAUGAUCUAAUGAAAUCAUUCCUUACACAUCUGUACUCUUCUUCAGAUAAUACCAAAAUAUACUUUCUAGAGUGGCUGAAAAUCUUCAUGGCUAGCCAGUCCUGCGAUCACCUAGCAGUGCUUCAAGGAAAGUACCAUGGUUUAUGGACACAGACACUAUUAGAAGAAAACAGUGACUUGCAUUGUAAACUAGAAGAACUAUCAAAGGAAAUAAGUGAGUCCACCUUUGGUUUAGAGCAUCUUCUGAGAGAGGUUGCUCAGCUUUAUGAAGUUUUGGAUGUGUUGCCACAUGAGAAUCAGGUUGUUCAGUUCCUGCCACAGAUAGCGGCUGAUUUGAUUGUUUCAGGAUAUCCCAUGGAGCUGAUGGAUGGUGAUGCAUCACAUGUGCCAAUAAAAUGGAUUAGUGCAAUUUUUGACACAUUAGUUGAGAAACUGGGGGACAAAGAAGUGUUUGUUCUUUGUGUCCUUGGAAGUCAGAGCACAGGGAAGUCAACCCUCCUGAAUGCCAUGUUUGGUCUUCAGUUCAGAGUCAGUCCAGGGAGAUGCACUAAAGGUGCUUUUAUGCAACUAUUGAAAGUGGCUGAUGAGCUCAGGCCAAAGCUGAAAUUUGAUUUUGUGCUUGUUGUUGAUACAGAAGGACUUCAGCCUCCAGAUCUAGAAAACAGAGCAAUACGUAGUCAUGAUAAUGAGCUAGCCACUUUUGUCAUUGGCCUUGGCAACAAGACAAUAAUCAAUACUUUUGGAGAGAACCCUUCAGAAAUGCAAGAUGUGCUUCAAAUAGCUGUGCAGGCAUUUAUGAGGAUGAAGAAAGUGAACCUCUCCCCAAGUUGUUUAUUUGUGCACCAAAAUGCUGGUGAAAUAACCACAGAAGAAAAAAACAGGGAAAGCCGAAGACGACUCCAGCAUAACCUUGAUGAAAUGACAAUCACAGCUGCUAAGCAAGAAUCCUGUGAUGUCAGCUGCUUUAGUGAAGUGAUACAAUUUGAUGUGAACUCUCAUAUUUACUAUUUUCCUCAUCUCUGGGAGGGAGAGCUCCCCAUGGCCCCACCAAAUCCCAGUUACAGCCAAAAGGUACAGGAACUAAAAAGCAAAAUUUUCCUGGAUGGAGAGUACAAACCACGGGACCUUCUAAAGCUCUCUGAAUUAAAAACACACAUUCAGAACUUGUGGCAGGCUUUGCUGAAUGAAACUUUUGUUUUCAGCUUUAGAAAUACCCUGGAGAUUGCUGCCUACAGCAGGCUGGAGGACAAAUACAGUAAAUGGACCUGGGAAUUGAGGAGUUUUAUGCUUGAUUAUAGCCACAAGCUGACCAUCCAGAUCCAAAAUGAAAAAGUCCAUGGCAUAGACAGAUCAUCCCUUGAAGAGAGCAUUCAGAACACAUAUGAAGAUGUUAAAAAGGAUUUGGAAAAGUAUUUUAGAGAAGACAAAUACAGUGAUCUAAUUAUUCAGUGGAAAGAGAAUAUUAAAAUUAAGUUAGACUUUGUACUACAAGAUCUCAUAAAUAAAACUUAUCAAAAUUGUGAAAAGCUUAUUAAUCUGAAGAAGCGUCUGAAGAAUUUUGAACAAAGGAAACUCAUGUACGAAGAUGAGUUGUUGAAAAAAAGCAAAGAAGUAGCUCAACACUGCCGAGACCAAGAGCUGAAUGAAAGUGGACUGAGAGAGUAUUUUAAUGGAAUGUGGAAAGGAUGGAUUGCAGAAUUAUCUCUGCCUGUAUCUCACAUAAAGACAUUAAAUAUUAGGGCUGAUGUGGAACAUUUCCUUUCUGAACACUUCAGAAGAGAACAUGAUAUUACAAACAGGAUUAAAAAAUCCUCUAAAUGGAAAAGUUUUCCUGGUGAGGCUUUAUUUUUCAUUUUAUUGAAGGAGUUGAAGGCAUUGAUUUAUUCUGAGAUACCUCCCCACAUCCUCUGUGUACUGACAAAACAACUAGAGACAGAUAUUGACAAAUACAUCAAGACGAAAGAAGAGGACAUUAUGAAUUAUAGUUCUAGCUAUUUUCAUGAAAUAGUGAAAAUAAUUAAUGAUACAAUACAUAGUUUUGAAGCAGAUUUACAUCUGAAAGCAACAUCUUCAUACCGAGUAGAUAUAUCACUCUAUUUGUGCCAAGUGGCAGCACGGAAGUUUGCAGAACUAUAUGAAAUCUUCCAGGAAAAAAAUGAUCCUAUAUUCUAUUUGAACAGCAAGAAAGAAGACUUCUUUAAAUCAUUUGCCAUAUCCUUUCAAGGAGCAAAAUCAGCCACAACAUUUGCUGACUUUUUAUGCAGCCGCCUUAAAUUGGCAAUCUGUAAUGCAAUCUAUGAAAAAACAGCAAUUGACAUAGUCAAAGAGAUGAUGUCUGAAGACCCAGCUUUCAAUGGAAAUCGAAAAAACUUGGAAACAUACUUGCUGAUUCAUCUUGCUGAAAACGGAAAUUUUGAUAAAUACAUGGACUACAUUUAUAAUCCAAGUUACUCAAUAGCAGAAUUUAUCCGACAAAGAGUUGAUAACUACUGCUUGGAUAAACAGAAUCCAAAAUUAAAGAAGUUCUUACAUUCUCAUCUUGAUGUUUUCAAAUACCUCAUUCUUUGUGCUAUCAGUGACUCAACCAGAGUUGUUGAAGAUAAACGAGGCAAUGUAUCCUUGUGGCUGGAUGAAUUCUGCAGCAGGAUAGGAGGCAAUUUGUGUCUUCCAAGGCACACCUUGAGCAACAUUGAACACCAAGAAGUCAUAAGCAUAAAGUUGAUUAAAGAAGCUGUUAGUGAGUCACUGGUUCCUGUGCUAGAUGAUCUCAAAAGAACAUUCUCUGAGACUGAUUUGGACCCAUUUUUUGCAAAGCCUCAUGAGAUUCUGUUUGAUCAGCUACGUGGAUGCAUGAAGCAGUGCCCAUUUUGCAAAGCCAUCUGCACAAACACCAUUCCAAACCAUGAUGGAGAACAUAGCACUUCUUCCCAUCGGCCUCAAGCUGUAACAGGUGUCCGGUGGGAAGGGACAAAUCAUUUUGUUACUGAUAUCUGCUUCAGUAUUGUAGCAAGUGAUUCUACUUUCACCUAUAAUGGGAAGAAAAUUCCUGGCAAAAAGUAUCAAAAAGCAGGAUCUGAUUAUGCAGAGUGGAACAUCAAGCCAUCCUCAUCCAAAGAGCUGAACUAG